Molecule: messenger RNA, 580 nt
Organism: Trametes versicolor FP-101664 SS1
Lineage: Eukaryota; Fungi; Basidiomycota; Agaricomycetes; Polyporales; Polyporaceae
Product: RNA polymerase II
Exons: 5
Coding region: 12-416 (134 amino acids)
Biological process (GO): transcription initiation at RNA polymerase II promoter; mRNA export from nucleus in response to heat stress; nuclear-transcribed mRNA catabolic process, deadenylation-dependent decay
Cellular component (GO): RNA polymerase II, core complex; P-body
Molecular function (GO): nucleotide binding; translation initiation factor binding
Source: RefSeq, a predicted model, not a curated record
CUCCAGCCACCAUGUCUCUGCGACACCGCCCCGCACACGAAGACGAGGAUGCGUCCUCUCUCAGGCUAGGACCCGAGUUCAACAACGCGGGUUGUCUGCUCAUUUCUGAGGUCCGCUACCUUUUGGAGCAUCGGCCGUCGGAGAAAGCGGCACCCGACACCUCGGUGUACAAGAAAACGCUGGAGUACGUGAAGACCUUCGCGAAAUUCGACAAGCCAGAAGCGGCUGCGGCUAUCCGAGAGACUCUGCGCCGAGAGUCCGACCUUACGCAGUUUGAGAUUGCUCAAAUUGCCAAUUUGUGUCCGGUGACUGCGGAGGAGUCGAAGAGUAUCAUCCCAAGCCUCGUCAAGGUGGAUGAUGACAAGCUCCAACCCCUUCUCGACGAGAUUCAGACCAUGCGGAAGUUCCAGUCAUGAUCGUCACACGCUGCAGCUUGUUUCCAUAUCUGUGUGAUCUCGUUCCCCAUAAAUACGCUACGCAUGUUGAGAGGGGACUGGCGCGCAUACGGAGAGGUCAGUGCUAAAAAUUCUCUCAGGAUGUGGCCGUGUGACUUCUGUAAUGGUGAACACUGUCAAGGGAG